Molecule: messenger RNA, 2121 nt
Organism: [Torrubiella] hemipterigena
Lineage: Eukaryota; Fungi; Ascomycota; Sordariomycetes; Hypocreales; Clavicipitaceae
Source: the annotation of a GenBank genome assembly
AUGCUGAACACACUGCAGCGUAAGAAGCUAGACGCGCUCGACCUGCAUCUCGACGAACAACAUCGAGUAAUCCUGUGCAAGACGUGCAAAUUUGCAAUCAAGCCGGCUGGUGAUCGAGUAACACGACAUCUUGGUGAGAAGCAUGGUAUCUCUCGUAAGGCACGAGUUGGACUAUGCAAACUCAUGAUAAUGCUGGAGCUGCCGGAUCCUGCUACGCUUGCACCAAGACCAGAUAAUGUACAACCGCACCCUUACCUUGAAGUACGCACGUGCUUCUCCUGCAAGCUAUGCCGGUUUAAAACGUCCAGUUUCGAUCUCAUCAGUCGCCAUAUCCCGAAGCAGCAUAGGGAAAUACGCCGACCGGGCUCUAAGGGGGUCUGGAUCCGCGACUACAUCGACAAUACGAGCAGCUUCCAGAGCUGGCAAGCUAAUGACAUUACCAAUACAUGGCGUGUCACUGUCGCUAGUAAUCCAGGCAGCGAGAUUGCUAGUAUUAGGAGGCUUGCCGCGAACAGUACAGACGCACAGAGCAACACCGUCGACCCACGUCAAUCACUUGUUAAGCGACUGAGAGAGGAGGAAAUGCAAACUUAUAUUCCUGCCGUUGCUAAUAGUAGCGGUAAAGAUGCGGCAUUGUCGCAGCCAGCGCUCAUGACGAAUUGGAUGCGCCGAACAAGAUGGCACCAGACGUUCUUGGAGGCUGAUCGUCCUGCGCUCGUUGCGCUCUCGAUACUACCAAACCCAUACCAGCAACAACGACCGCUGCGUGUACAGUUGAGCAGUGGCGUAAUGCUAGAGAGCACAGCGCGAGAUGAGCAAAGGUUGCAUACUAUGAUGGGCGCGGUGGAUCGACUGAUGGACCGAGCUGGUGAGACCAUACGCAAUACAGACGUUGCUGUGCGCCGCUGGCUUCGCGGCCGUUUCCCAGACCGACCAUAUAAAGCACCGUUUGAGCUAGUUAUCAGCACACAUGCAGAAACACAGUAUCGGCGACUGCUGAAACGUUGCAUCUGUAUUUGGGUCCGUCUGUGGCAUAUGCCACCGACAGUAGCGCGUCUAGUUGCCGGCCGCACUGUGACGAUGGAGCAGCGCUAUGCGCUACAGGCCUUAUGGUGCGAUGUAGACUGGGAAGUGUCCGUUCUGGACGAAGAUGGUAUAGUCCUGGAUGAAGACGAGAGCGAUACAGAGAGCGAUACAGCGAGCGAUACUGAAUUUGAAAGCGGUGAUGACAAUGACAGCAUAUGCGGCAAUGACAGCUCAAGUGAGAGCUCUACAUUUUCUACAAGCAGUACACUUCCAACAGACAGCCAAAGCAAUGGUUAUACCGACCAUGGCAGCAAAUCGUCAACGUUGCCAGAUAAUCCAGAUCAUCAACUGGAUGCGCUACUUAGCUUUUGCUUGUAUAUGGUGAAGGAGGAAUUCCACGAUGGGCAGGCAAACUCAACGAUGAUUGGGUUUUUUAGUGCUAUAUGUGGUCUCUCACUGCCAGAUGGCAAGGAAUAUCUACGCCCAGCACAGUUCACAACACAUAUAGCAGGGCUUAUAUACUGUAUUCGACUGAUCGCUAUUGAGGCAACCUUGCCGCUACGAGAGCAUAAAUCGAUCCAUCUUGCAGCGCGCCCCUCGGUUGGUCAACUACAGCUACUGCAGACCAUGAGACAACCGUAUCUUUGCGACGGCACUAUGUCGUCUAUGGGUGAGCUGCUGAGUCUUCUUGCGUUCGGUUAUGCUCAUCGGAGCGCAGAAGGCCCAAGUUUUAUAUUUGAAUGGAGCGAUGAUAAUGAGACUAUCUCCUGGGAGGGUAGCGGCAUGCUAGCAAUGAAGGCAUUUCGUGGUUUUGUGCAUGAUCUCCUUCGCCAAGCGGAGGCGCUAUCAGAAAAGCUUCUGUAUGGGUGGCAGGGGCCGCCGAUAGAUCUCUCUACUAUUCAUGAUCGACUCUCAAACAAAGCUAGUGGAUAUUCGUUUCUAAACGACCCUGCCAAUAAACUUGAGCAUGCAUACCUUGAGGUGUUCCAAGCUGCAAGUCUAUCACCACUAGAUGCGCUGCUUCGGCCUGCCCAGAACGCGACAACUAGUGGAGAGUGGGACACCAGAGCUGCCGCACACAUGACUACCAUUUAA